Molecule: messenger RNA, 2161 nt
Organism: Cygnus olor (mute swan)
Lineage: Eukaryota; Metazoa; Chordata; Aves; Anseriformes; Anatidae
Gene: HOXD4
Product: homeobox D4
Exons: 2
Coding region: 1152-1865 (237 amino acids)
Biological process (GO): anterior/posterior pattern specification; embryonic skeletal system morphogenesis; regulation of transcription by RNA polymerase II
Cellular component (GO): nucleus
Molecular function (GO): DNA-binding transcription factor activity, RNA polymerase II-specific; RNA polymerase II cis-regulatory region sequence-specific DNA binding
Source: RefSeq, a predicted model, not a curated record
AGUUUUGCUGCCUCUCUCCUAUUUACCAGAUUUCAGAACGUCUCUUAAAAUUUCACUUGUCGUUCAAUCGUAACUCUCCCUGGCAGACUGUGAAGUUAAACAGUUAAUCUCACAAGUUGUACAAAAUGCCUGAAAAAAAAAAUCUACCAAUCAGUGAAUGAAUCUUUAAAAAGAUACUGAUACAUUAGCUAGACGCGCUAGACGUUAGAGAGUUAGCAAAAUUUUCCUGUCAAGUGUCCAGAUCUCACCAAAAUAUUUACGACACCAGCAAAAGCAGCACUCGACUCACUGGAAUGUAUUUCCUUGUGCUCCAGGAAUGAUACUGGUGAAUGAAGACUGAAUUUAUCUCAUUAAACCUGUGAUAUUUUUAACCUAAUUAAAUGCCAUCUCCAGUCCAUUUGACUGAACUUUGGUGUCUAAAAAUGGACAGUUUCUUGUUAUCUGUACGAUUUCAUAUGCACAUACGCCCAGACUUUUGUAUAAGCGUGUGCGAGCCUGUGUGCGUGCACACGUAUGCACACGUAUAUAUCGAGGCUUGCACAGUGAAUGAGAAGUUACUGAUUGCCUAAUUUUAUUCAGCAGAACUAAAUUCUGGUAACUUUUGGAUGACCUCUGCAAGACAAAGACAGGACAGAUCUAUUGUACAUCAUAUUACCCUCUUCUUUGAUGCCUUUUCUUUUUCUUGCCUUCUUAUCAGUUUCCUCCCUUUAAUCGCCCUGCAGCUCCUCGCUCUGCAUUUCUUUCGAUAUUUUAUUUUAAGGCACGUAACAAACCCUGGUGGAAAUUCUGGCUGGUAAAUCAGACGAGAGGGCAGCGGAGGUUAGGAAAGUCAGCCCAGACAAAAGGCUGCCUGUACCUGGGGGUCAGGGAGGCGGCGGCCGCUUGAUGAAUAUUCCUAAAACUCCGGUAUCUGAUUUGGAGGGUGAAACCUGCCGGAGAGGGGUCACUUGCUUAAACGUAUAUUAUUUAGUUAAAUUCGUGGAAAUUAUGAGCUGCACACAAAUCCGGUGAUCAGCUCCCUGCCUCCCCAUUGGCCGGGCCAGUCACAUGCACGCCUAACUUUAUUCAGUUGACAGCAAGUAGGAGGGCUCUAUGGAAGGAGAAAAAAAGACAACACGAGAAAAAUUAGUAUUUUCUACCUUCAGAAAUUAAUGGCCAUGAGUUCGUAUAUGGUGAACUCUAAGUAUGUGGAUCCCAAAUUUCCUCCUUGCGAGGAAUAUUUGCAGAACAGCUACCUAGCCGAGCAGGGGGCCGAGUAUUACAGUGCCUCGCAGGGCUCCGAUUUCCAGCAUCAGGGGCUCUACCCACGGUCAAACUACAGCGAACAGCCCUUUAGCUGUAGCAAUGCCCAAGGCUCCGCCGUGCAGCCGCGGGGUCAUGGACAGGAGCAAUCCGGCCCACCGAGCCACUUCCCCGGUCAAGCAGAGCAUUGUCCACCGCCUCCAAUGUCCAACUCACGAGCCUGCGGCCAGCAGCCAGCCCUCAAAGCCCCAAACGGGUCAGCAGUUAAGCAGCCAGCAGUAGUUUAUCCCUGGAUGAAGAAAGUCCAUGUUAACUCGGUGAACCCCAAUUACAGCGGAGGGGAACCUAAGCGCUCCCGAACAGCUUACACCAGACAGCAAGUCCUAGAACUGGAAAAAGAAUUUCAUUUUAACAGGUACCUGACCAGGCGCCGCCGUAUCGAGAUAGCCCACACUUUGUGUCUCUCUGAGCGCCAGAUCAAGAUCUGGUUUCAGAACAGAAGAAUGAAGUGGAAAAAAGACCACAAACUGCCCAACACUAAGGGCAGGUCUUCCUCCUCUGGUUCAAACCCACAUUUACAGACUGUUCCCAAGGACCAUCAGACUGACUUGACAACUUUAUAGAAGAGGUGAAAUUUUCCAUUUCAUCCUUCGAUUCUGACCAGUACUGUACAUAACUGACACUAUCCAAGCAGAACCUGCAUGUAGCAGCUAAGGACUCGAGAAACUGUCAUCUUUCUUUAAGGUACUGUUGUACAAAGGAGACAAAAUGACGCUACUUUGGACUUUAUUUUAUUUGCCUCUGCUAGCACAAACUUAAAAAAAAUAAGGAAAAAAAAAGCAUCAUGCAGGCAGUGGGAAUUGGGAAAAUAUUAAACGAGACCUUCUGUCCAUAAAAAGUAAUAAAUCAUUGAAAAUGA